Molecule: messenger RNA, 1974 nt
Organism: Mercurialis annua (annual mercury)
Lineage: Eukaryota; Viridiplantae; Streptophyta; Magnoliopsida; Malpighiales; Euphorbiaceae
Product: B3 domain-containing transcription factor VRN1-like
Exons: 3
Coding region: 502-1719 (405 amino acids)
Molecular function (GO): DNA binding
Source: RefSeq, a predicted model, not a curated record
GUCUAAUGCAGUGGGACCAUCAAAUUCUUCUGCAAAAACAAGUUGCAUGUUCUAUAAAAUGAUACUUGCUUCCAUUCUUCAACACCAAAAGCUGGUAUAUGUGUACAUACCCUUUGUUUUACUCCAUUAAUUUUUGUUUGGUUACUGAGAAAAUGAUGACUGAUGUUUGUUAAUUUCCUUAACUAUAUGCUUACUAUGAAAAUGAUCAUGAAUUUAUUUGGUUUGUAAAGAUUGCUUCUUUUUUUUUCAUGUCAUGUGUAAAAGUAGAUAGAAAAUAAAUUGUUUGCAUGGCUGGUGAAAAAUUAGGAAAUGUCUCUGUUUUUACUGUUAUGAUAAUAUGAUUCUGAGUAAUUUUACUUGAUCAAAUUGAAUAUUAUGAUCUUUUUUUGGUCUUAUGAAUUAUGCAUUUGAUUAAUUUGCUGAACUUGAUUAUAUAUGGUCCAAGAAAGUAUGCUAGAAUUUUGUGUUUGAUUGCUGAGGUAUAUCAAGAAAUUGAAUAUUAUGAUUUUUUGUUUUUGUCUUGUGAAUUAUGGAAUGUUUAUUUACUCUUUAGCUGCACAAGUUGCUUUCAUGAAAAAGUUUUUGUUUGUUUCAGUUUUACUUACAUUGACACGAAGUAUGGCUCGAUUUUUAUGCGAACAGAAAAUCCCGGGAAAAUUUGUUAGGAAAUAUGGAGAUGAACUUUCUUGUAUUGCUACACUUAUUGUUCCUACUGGUCGUAUCUGGGUAGUGGAACUCGAAAAAGUUAAUAAUAAGUUAUGGUUCCGCAUUGGUUGGCCUGAAUUCGUAGAAUACUACUCUAUUCGUAUUGGAUAUUUCUUAGUCUUCAGAUACGAAGGGCAGUCAACCUUCAACGUUUCUAUAUAUGAUCUCACAGUUUCUGAGAUAAGAUAUCCUUGUAGCGUUCUUGAUCGCUUGCGAGAAUCAUGUCACAGUAAUCCGGGUCUAGUAGCGGAUAAAAAGCAUGUAGUAGAUAAUAGCGUAAAGGAAAUCUCGGGUUCUGUCGAUACAUAUCAUCUGCAUUCCAACUGGGACAUAUCUGGGAAUAGCAGAGACAAGAUGAUUCAAAGAAUGGAACAUGUUCGACAUUCUCGGGACAUAGGUGUACAGUUCAACGAGAAUGACUUUACAUGUACAGAUAAAAAAGUUGAUUCGCCAGUGUCGGGGGAAGUACAGGGAAGAACCCGAAGAAGAAAAAGGAGAAUUGGUGAUCCUAAUGCAGACGUACAAGUGCAAGCAAGCAGAAAAGCAUCAAGUAUGAAAAUUGCUUCCGAAGCUCUUACGAGGAGAUGGAGAGCUGUAACAGCGGAAGAGAAACAAAGAGCACUUCGUGCUUCUGAAAUGUUCAAGCCUAAUAAUCCUUUUUUCAGAAUUGUCUUGAAACCAUCAUAUGUAUAUAGAGGAUUCCUGCUGCAUGUUCCGUCCAGCUUCGCACAAAGGUACUUGACGGUCUCAGGAAGCUUGACAAUUCAGAUUUCUGAUGCAAAACAAUGGUAUGUCAGGUGUAUAUAUCGGGAUAAGAGAGCUAAGUUAAGCAAGGGAUGGACAGAAUUUGCAUGGGAAAAUAAUUUAGAAGAAGGAGAUGUUUGUGUCUUCGAGCUGAUUCAAAUGAAUGUACUAAAAGUAACUAUAUUUCGGGUACUUGAAGUUUCAGCACCCUUCCUUCGAAUUCCAAGUAAAAUCAAGACAGAACUCAACGAUGACGGCGAUAAUUUUUGACCAAAUGUUUUUCAGGUACCUCUUUAUCGACCAUUAUUGUUCUGUUAACUGAUUUUGUUUGCUCAGGUUUAGCCCGAUUGUAAACAAGCUCCGCAUCAUCUUUAGGCUUUAGCUUUUUUAGCUUUCGGUUGUGUUUUUGUUCACCUACUGGCACAAGUUAUUUAAGACUUUGUACAUCAGUAGACAGUAAUUGUACUUGUACAGAGAAUUUUUUUGCUAAGGAUUUACUAGUGGACUGAAAAUGCAAAACUAACA